Molecule: messenger RNA, 1155 nt
Organism: Trichoderma aggressivum f. europaeum
Lineage: Eukaryota; Fungi; Ascomycota; Sordariomycetes; Hypocreales; Hypocreaceae
Exons: 3
Coding region: 1-1155 (384 amino acids)
Biological process (GO): mRNA splicing, via spliceosome
Cellular component (GO): spliceosomal complex
Source: RefSeq, a predicted model, not a curated record
AUGGAACCAGACCAAGACGAAAACACACCAACCACGGAACCGAUCCGCUUCCGCGCCGGGAAAAAGAGAAAGGCAUAUCGCCAACGACCUACCGAAGAAAAGGGCCAUGACGUAGCGACCGUGAUUCCAGCUCCGUCCGUCCUGCCAGGCGCGUCGACGCUUCAGGAUGGACGAGACGCAACCGACGACGCCAACGCAGAAACGCAACCGAGAGAUGUUGACAUGGAUAACAGCAAUGAUGAUGGCGAUGACGAUGGCGACGAUCGAAUGGAUGGGGAAUCAGCCGUGGCAGCUGCGUUGCGCCUCCGCAAUGCGCGCCGCGCAGGUCGUCGAGGAGGCGUGGGCUUCCGCUCAGAAGGCCGAAACCAAGACGAGAACGGCAACGCAGACGCAGAGCACGCGCUGGUGCUCCGAGACGCAGACAGAGACAGAGACGCCGCGCACGACCGCAUCGUCGGCGGCAUCACCAACCGCUUCAUGCACCAGACCGGCCUCCUCACCAUCCUCGACGACAAACACAUGAAUGAAUACAUAGAAUCCCGCCUCGCUAACCGCUCCGCCGACCCCCACGGCACAUCUCCCUCCUCAUCACAGCCCGCGUCCCACUCCGCGACCAACACAAGUUUCGCCGGCGGUCACAACAACCACCAGGAUAAGUGGCGCGACCAGCCCACCCGCCACGGCAAGCUCGUCGAGGUCGACAUGGCGAACCUCGACAGCGCAAGGAACAACCACAGCAGCGACAGCAACAAGCGCCGCCGCGUCGAAAAGGAUGCCGUCGCCAAGCCGCCUCCUCGCCGCGGCCGCAACCGCCGCAAUAGCCAGGACGUUGCGCGCGAUGCCCUCGUCGAGCAAUUCCUUCAUGAAAACCGCCUCGACGUCUACAACGUCCCCUCCUCCUCAAGGCCAACAGCUUCUUCCGCCCCCGGCGCAGAUCCCUCCGCCGACGACCGCCUCGCCGAGGAGUUCCGGCAGCAGUACUACGACGAGCAGGCCAUGCGCCGCAAGAAGAAGCGUCCCGUGCAACAGCAGAAGCAGCAGCAGCAGCAGUCGGGCGAUGUUCUCAAGGGCCCCAAACUCGGUGGCAGCAGGAACAUGAGAGCAGCUGUAAGAGACAAACUGCUGCAGCAGGAGAAGGAGAAGAAGGGCAAGUAG